AUGGGGGCCAGCACGUUCGUGACCUUCAAGUGGCAGGACUACCUGGUGUUCAGUGUCAUCCUGGCCGUGUCUUCAGUCGUUGGGCUGGUCUUCGGCAUCAGGUCAAGGCGACAAAAGAAGUCUGGAGCCAACGACAUGAUAACCGGAGGCGGGAAACUCCCAGUACUUCCGGUAGCAAUGUCCUUGAGCGCGACCUUCACUAGCGCCACCACCAUUCUGGGAAUCCCCGUUGAGGUCUACUCAAGGGGAGGCGAGCAGUGGUUGUGGGCCUUGGGUUUUAUCCCCUGUUUUCUCUUCGUGGCCUACUUCAUACUGCCCAUCUUCUACAAGCUGCACCUCAACAACGCCUAUGAGUACCUGGAGCUGAGGUUCAACUACGUCAUACGAUACAGUGGCUCUAUACUCUUCUCUAUAAUCAUUCUGACCUACAUGGCGGCCGUGUUGUACGCUCCUGCUGUUGCAUUAAGUCAAGUAACUGGGCUGUCGAAGGAAAUCUCCAUACUAGCCAUGGGAUUGUUCUGUACGCUGUACACCUCGAUUGGCGGGAUCAAGGCCGUGGUGUGGACAGACGCCUUCCGUCUGCUGGUCGUCUGGGUCGGCCUGCUGGUCGUCAUGUUCAAGGGCGCCGAGGACGUGGGAGGCUGGACACAAGUUUGGGACAUUUCCAGGACGGGCGCGAGGCUGCCUCGGUUUGACAUGAAUCCCGAUCCGUUUGUUCGUCACACGUUUUGGACAUUGGUGGUGGGCGGGGGCAUCAACAUGAUGACAGUGUAUGGCGCCAAUCAGGCAAACCUACAGAGAUAUGCCAGUGUUCGGACACUGAGAGAGUCCAAAUUGGCCCUGCUUCUGAACCUGCCCAUGUGGCUCUGUUACCUGACCAUACUCAGUCUACUAGGGCUAGUCAUGUUCGCCUACUAUGAGACAUGCGACCCUCUCUCGGCAGGGAUUAAACGAGACCAGUUAGUUCCCUUGUUUGUCUUGGAUACUCUGGGUUCUUUCCCCGGAUUACCUGGGUUGUUUGUAGCAGCUAUUUUUGGUGCGUCAAUAAGGUACGUGUUUAGCAGUGUUGUCAUCACUUCGGUCAGUACUUACUACUGA
Physella acuta is the source of this 1098-nucleotide messenger RNA. RefSeq names its product sodium-dependent multivitamin transporter. Gene Ontology annotation, biological process: sodium ion transport; transmembrane transport. NCBI's taxonomy places the organism in Eukaryota, Metazoa, Mollusca, Gastropoda, Physidae. Gene Ontology annotation, cellular component: membrane. The record is from RefSeq and is a predicted model, not a curated record. Gene Ontology annotation, molecular function: symporter activity.